AUGUUCUCUUCUUCUUCUUUUUUAUACUUUUCAUUUCUUGGUGUUAUAAUCUUCAAUGAAUUGCAAUCGGUUAGUGCUGAUCGUAAUUGUACAUGCUCAGAUCAUUCGACGACCGAUUUAAACCUCGAACCUGUUCCACCUCGUCCAGGUGAAGCCGGUUCACAAGUACCUCCAAAUUGGUCAUGGAGAACUGUUUUAGUCGAUGAGUUAUGUAGCAAUAAUCCUCACACACGAGAACGAGCUCAAAGGGUAUUUCAACAGAAUACACUAUAUUCGAUUUUAUCUGCUCAAGAAACUCAGGCAAGAAAUGAAUAUGAUGCAAGAAAACAAGAAUAUAAUCAUGAUAAACAAACUCCAGAGAAGAAAGAUUGA
Rotaria sp. Silwood2 is the source of this 372-nucleotide messenger RNA. The record is from the annotation of a GenBank genome assembly. NCBI's taxonomy places the organism in Eukaryota, Metazoa, Rotifera, Eurotatoria, Philodinida, Philodinidae.